AUGGCUGUGCAAAUGCCCUUUGCUGGACUCCUGUUAAUGCACAGACUGGUGAGAAUCAGCAGUCAAAGACAUUUCAGUAGCAGGGACAUACUACAUAAAUGUAGGGAAGAGAGUACAAGAACCUUUUCCUCUGCUUCAGUAAAAUGUAACGAGUACAAGGGAGACGACUUAGACUCCUCACCCAUGAGCGCCAAGCCAACCUUCCGGCAAGCACUGCUGUCCAGAGGGAGGAGACCCCUGUCCCCCCUGGAGAGGAUCAGCAGCCUGCUGCCCCAGGAUGGCCUGAGCCCCGAGGUGAUGCAGCUGAGGGAGGAGCAGAACCAGACAAACCCUGAAGAAGACGUAGGCAUCCAGUUAUCAGUCACACAAGAGGAACAUGGGGCAAUCCCUACAGAGGAUGACUCGGAGACCCACAAUGCAUCAGAUGCAGCUAUGGAAACAGACACUCAUGAGGACAAAAGUAGGAUAUCACCCACUCUUCCUGGGGAGCGCUUGCUUGUGUUCGGGGAGCUGCUCGUCGCAGAGCUUCGUAAGAAGGGCCGGGUGGAGUUCAGGAAGAUGUUCAGGCUUCUGGAGGGGACACUUUUGCAGAGCAGCUGGGGGACUAUCCCGCACGACAACAUAGCCGGGAAGCCCGCAGGUAGCUUCCUGAAGACAGGCCGGGGGGUUCUCAUUCUCAUACGUCGGGCCAGUCUGGAGGAUUAUGUGCUGUACAUGAAGAGGGGGCCAGCCAUCGCCUACCCUAAGGAUGUAUCUACUAUGCUUAUGAUGAUGGAUGUCACAGAAGGAGACCGCGUGUUAGAAUCCGGAUCGGGGUCCGGGGCCAUGUCUCUGUUCCUGUCCAGAGCAGUUGGCUGUAAGGGCAGAGUGCUGAGCGUGGAGGUCAGGGAGGACCACUACAAGAGAGCGGUGAAAAACUACAACCACUGGAGGACGUCAUGGAGUCUGCGGCGAGGGGAGGAGUGGCCCGACAACGUCCGCUUUCACAACGCCGACCUCCGCACGACUUCCUCGCUCAUCGCCAACCAGGGAUUCCAAGCAGUCGCCCUCGACAUGAUCAACCCUCACCUGGUUUUAUCCACUGUGAUUCCACAUCUGCACCCUGGAGCUGUGUGUGCCGUCUACAUCGCCAAUGUAACACAGGUUGUUGACCUGCUGGAAGGGAUUCGUUUAUUGUCGCUCCCUCUGCUGUGCGAACGCAUCAUCAAUGUUCCAAUCCAAGAUUGGGUGGUGGCUCCGGCUCUCCAGAAAGACGGGAGGUACUGCAACAAGAAAGCUCCGAUUCUGGACGGAGACCAGAGGGAGGAGGCUGACAAAGAAGAGACGAGCACAGAGGGAGUCCCAGCCUUCGGGAGUGUUCCCUACAUUGCCAGACCCUGUCCUGAACAAAUGGGUCACACAGCAUUCCUGGUGAAGCUGAGAAAGUGUGAGCGGUAAGGAGCCCUGGAAAUAAAUUAUUGUAUAUCAACCAAAUUAUUUAUUAAUUUGAAAAAUAAAUGAUGUUUAAGUGAA
Messenger RNA from Cottoperca gobio, 1512 nucleotides. It is a transcript of the gene trmt61b, whose product is annotated as tRNA methyltransferase 61B. Gene Ontology annotation, cellular component: mitochondrion; tRNA (m1A) methyltransferase complex. Gene Ontology annotation, molecular function: tRNA (adenine(58)-N1)-methyltransferase activity. The record is from RefSeq and is a predicted model, not a curated record. Lineage: Eukaryota; Metazoa; Chordata; Actinopteri; Perciformes; Bovichtidae. Gene Ontology annotation, biological process: tRNA methylation.